UCUAGGGCCUAGGCGCAGACGCACUGAGCCCAAGCAGCCGGUGAUGGCGGCAGCAGCGGCGGUGGCUGCGGCGGGUCCGGGCCCAUGAGGCGACGACGGAGGCGGGACGGCUUUUACCCAGCGCCGGACUUCCGAGACAAGGAAGCUGAGGACAUGGCAGGAGUAUUUGACAUAGACCUGGACCAGCCAGAGGACGCGGGCUCUGAAGAUGAGCUGGAGGAGGGGGGUCAGUUAAAUGAAAGCAUGGACCAUGGGGGAGUUGGACCAUAUGAACUUGGCAUGGAACAUUGUGAGAAAUUUGAAAUUUCGGAAACUAGUGUGAACAGAGGGCCAGAAAAAAUCAGACCAGAAUGUUUUGAGCUACUUCGGGUACUUGGUAAAGGGGGCUAUGGAAAGGUUUUUCAAGUUCGAAAAGUAACAGGAGCAAAUACUGGGAAGAUAUUUGCCAUGAAGGUGCUUAAAAAGGCAAUGAUAGUAAGAAAUGCUAAAGAUACAGCUCAUACAAAAGCAGAACGGAAUAUUCUGGAGGAAGUAAAGCAUCCCUUCAUUGUGGAUUUAAUUUAUGCCUUUCAGACCGGUGGAAAACUCUACCUCAUCCUUGAGUAUCUCAGCGGAGGAGAAUUAUUUAUGCAGUUAGAAAGAGAGGGAAUAUUUAUGGAAGACACAGCCUGCUUUUAUUUGGCAGAAAUCUCCAUGGCUUUGGGGCAUUUACAUCAAAAGGGGAUCAUCUACAGAGACCUGAAGCCGGAGAAUAUCAUGCUUAAUCACCAAGGUCAUGUGAAACUAACAGACUUUGGACUAUGCAAAGAAUCUAUUCACGAUGGAACAGUCACACACACAUUUUGUGGAACAAUAGAAUACAUGGCCCCUGAAAUCUUGAUGAGAAGUGGCCACAAUCGUGCUGUGGAUUGGUGGAGUUUGGGAGCAUUAAUGUAUGACAUGCUGACUGGAGCACCCCCAUUCACUGGGGAGAACAGAAAGAAAACAAUUGACAAAAUCCUCAAAUGUAAACUCAAUUUGCCUCCCUACCUCACACAAGAAGCCAGAGAUCUGCUUAAAAAGCUGCUGAAAAGAAAUGCUGCUUCUCGACUUGGAGCUGGUCCUGGGGAUGCUGGAGAAGUUCAAGCUCAUCCAUUCUUCAGGCAUAUUAACUGGGAAGAAUUGCUGGCUCGGAAGGUGGAGCCCCCCUUUAAACCUCUGUUGCAAUCCGAAGAGGAUGUGAGUCAGUUUGAUUCAAAGUUUACACGUCAGACACCUGUUGACAGCCCAGAUGACUCAACUCUCAGUGAAAGUGCCAAUCAGGUCUUUCUGGGUUUUACAUAUGUGGCUCCAUCUGUACUUGAAAGUGUGAAAGAAAAAUUUUCCUUUGAACCAAAAAUCCGAUCACCUCGAAGAUUUAUUGGCAGCCCACGAACACCUGUCAGCCCGGUCAAAUUUUCUCCUGGGGAUUUCUGGGGAAGAGGUGCUUCAGCCAGCACGACAAAUCCUCAGACGCCUGUGGAAUAUCCAAUGGAAACAAGUGGAGUAGAGCAGAUGGAUGUGACGAUGAGUGGGGAAGCUUCAGCACCACUUCCAAUACGACAGCCGAACUCCGGGCCAUACAAAAAACAGGCUUUUCCCAUGAUCUCGAAACGACCAGAGCACCUACGUAUGAAUCUAUGACAGAGCAACGAUUUUAAUGAAUUUAAGGCAAAAAAGGUGGGGAAAGGAUGUGUGAGCAUCCUGUAAGUUGAAACAGGAAGACUCAAAAUGACAGUCUCGAAGAGUUAGUGUCAUUACAUUGAACACUUUGGACAGAGGAAGAAUAAACAUGGAUUUUAAAAAAUCAAUCAAUGGUGCAAAAAAAAAAAAACUUAAGCAAAAUAGUAUUGUGGAACUCUUAGGCACAUCAAUUAAUUGAUUCCUAGCGACAUCUUCUCAACCUUAUCAAGGAUUUUGAUAUUGAUGGCUCGAACUGACAGUAUUAAGGGUAGGAUGUUGCUUCUGAAUCACUGUUGAGUUCUGAUUGUGUCGAAGAAGGGUUAUCCUUUCAUUAGGCAAAGUAUGAAAUUGCCUGUAAUACUUGCAACUAAGGACAAAUUAGCAUGCAAGCUUGUUCAAACUUUUUCCAGCAACAUGGAAUCAAAGACAAAAGAAACUUAACAAUUGAUGUUUUACGUGCAAACAACCUGAAUCUUUUUUUUAUAUAAAUAUAUAUUUUUCAAAUAGAUUUUUGAUUCAGCUCAUUAUGGAAAACAUCCCAACUUUAAAAUGCAAAAUUAUUGGUUGGUGUGAAGAAAGCCAGACAACUUCUGUUUCUUCUCUUGGUGAAAUAAUAAAAAUGCAAAUGAAUCAUUGUUAACCACAGCUGUGGCUCGUUUAAGGGAUUGGGGUGGACUUGGGGUUUAUUUUCAGUAACCCAGCUGCAAUACCUGUCUGUAAUACUAGAAAAAAAAUUAUUUAAUCAUUUCUACUUGCAGUACUGCUAUGUGCUAAGCUUAACUGGAAGCUUUGGAAUGGUCAUAAAUUGUAUGUCCUACAUUUCAUCCUUGUCCUGGGCCUGCAUUGCACUGGAAAAAUGUCACCACCUGUUCUUAUACCAGUAUUUGGUUCAAGACAUCAAAUGUUUUCAGCCCAUGGCUGAAGAAGGAUGGAAAAGAGUCAGGAUAAAAUGCAUACUGAGGGCAGUAAAAUGAGGGAGAGAGGGAGAUCCAGGGAAAGAGGGUGUUGUCAUGUUCCACUCUCUAUGUCUAAUCUCUUUACAGCAAAUUGGUAAGAUUUUAAGUUUUACUUUUAACUGUUUUUGCUGUCUACCUUCCUUAGGUUUUUUUUCCUCAACAGUUUUAAAAGGAAAAAAGUAUUUUUCUUUCUCCUAUACUGGGGCUACAUAUUUUGAUUGUAAAAAUAUUUGAUGGCCUUUUGAUGAAUGUCUUCCACAGUGAAUAAGAAAACUUAGUGGCUUAAUUUAGGAAACAUGUUAACAAGACACUAUGUUUUUGAAAUUGUAACAAAAUCUACAUAAGUGAUAUACAGGUACAAAGAAUAAAAAUAAAGGUAGCUUUACCUUUCUUAAAUACUUCCUGCCUUAAAGAGAGCAUUUCCAUGACUUUAGCUGGUGAAAGGGUUUAAUAUCUGCAGAGCUUUAUAAAAAUAUAUUUCAGCGCAUACUGGUAUAAUAGAUGAUCAUGCAGUUGCAGUUAAGUCUUAACGUCUCUUUUUGUUUUUUAUAAUGUCUUCAGUCUGAGUGUGCAAAGUCAAUUUGUAAUAUUUUGCAACCCUACAGUUUUUUUAAAUAGAUGCUGCUUGCUAUGUUCUUCAAACCUUUUUGAGCCAUAGGAUCCAAGCCAUAAGAUUCUUUAUGCAUGUUGAAUUCAGUCAGAAAAGAGCAAAGCUUUGCUUAUUUAAAUGGCAAUUCAAGUGAGAUGAGAUGAAAUCCUAUGACAUUAGGCAGAAUAGAACCAUGAAGGAGGACUGGAAAUACACCUUUUCAAUUGUGGCAAUAAAUGAAAGAAUUGGUUACAGUUCAUCUUUGAACAGACAGCCUUUUUUUUUUUUUUUUU
Mustela lutreola (European mink) is the source of this 3539-nucleotide messenger RNA. RefSeq names its product ribosomal protein S6 kinase B1 (gene RPS6KB1). The transcript is spliced from 15 exons. Gene Ontology annotation, molecular function: ATP binding; protein serine/threonine kinase activity. The record is from RefSeq and is a predicted model, not a curated record. NCBI's taxonomy places the organism in Eukaryota, Metazoa, Chordata, Mammalia, Carnivora, Mustelidae. Gene Ontology annotation, biological process: signal transduction; cellular response to insulin stimulus; protein phosphorylation. The coding region runs from base 85 to 1662 and encodes 525 amino acids.